Heterocephalus glaber (naked mole-rat) is the source of this 1438-nucleotide messenger RNA. The record is from RefSeq and is a predicted model, not a curated record. NCBI's taxonomy places the organism in Eukaryota, Metazoa, Chordata, Mammalia, Rodentia, Bathyergidae.
UUUUUCUGGCUACCCCCUUCCAGCUCUGGGAAGUGACGGGGCCUUGGUGGCGCCCCUAGCGGGCGCGACGCUAACCAUCGCGAGCCCAGGCCUUAGGGAAAAAGUGGAUGAGUCCUGUUUUCAAGAGAAGAUGACUUUUAACAGUUUUGAAGAAACUAAGACUUGUGUACCUGCAGGCAUCAAUAAGGAUGAAGAAUUUGUAGAAAAGUUCAAUAGAUUAAAAACUUUUGCUAAUUUUCCAAGUACUAGUCCUGUUUCGGCAUCAACACUGGCCCGAGCAGGUUUUCUUUACACCGGUGAAGGAGAUACUGUGUGGUGCUUUAGUUGUCAUGCGGCAGUAGAUAGAUGGCAAUAUGGAGACUCAGCAGUUGGGAGACACAGAAAAGUAUCUCCAAAUUGCAGAUUUAUCAACGGGUUUUAUUUUGAAAAUAGUGCUGCGCAGCCUACAAAUCCUGGUGCCCAAAAUGGUCAGUACAAUGCUGAAAACUACCUGGGAAACAGAAAUCAUUUUGCUUUAGACAGACCACCCGAGAUUCAUGCAGACUACCUUUUGAGAACUGGACAGGUUGUAGAUAUAUCAGACACUAUAUACCCAAGGAAUGUCAUGUGUAGUGAAGAAGCUAGAUUGAAGUCAUUUCACAACUGGCCAGACUGUGCCCACCUAACUCCCAGAGAGUUAGCUAGUGCUGGACUCUACUACACAGGUGAAGGUGAUAAAGUAGAGUGCUUUCACUGUGGAGGAGGACUAACCAAUUGGAAGCCCAGUGAAGACCCUUGGGAACAACAUGCUAAGUGGUAUCCAGGGUGUAAAUAUCUGUUGGAAGAGAAGGGACAAGAAUAUAUAAACAAUAUUCAUUUAACCUGUUCACUAGAAGAGUCUCUGGUAAGAACUGCUGAAAAAACACCAUCACUGGCUAAAAGAAUUGAUGAUACAGUCUUCCAGAAUCCCAUGGUACAAGAAGCUAUACGAAUGGGAUUUAGUUUGAGGGAUAUUAAAAAAUUAAUGGAGGAAAAAUUUCAGACAUUUGGGAGCAACUGUGUAUCACUUGAGGUUCUAGUUGCAGAUCUAGUGAGUGCUCAGAAAGAUAAUACACAAGAUGAAUCAAGUCAGACUUCAUUGCAGAAGGAGAUUAGUACUGAGGAGCAGCUAAGGCGCCUACAAGAGGAGAAGCUUUGCAAAAUCUGUAUGGAUAGAAAUAUUGCUGUAGUUUUUAUUCCUUGUGGACAUCUGGUCACUUGUAAACAGUGUGCCGAAGCCGUUGACAAAUGUCCCAUGUGCUACACAGUCAUUACUUUCAAGCAAAAAAUUUUUAUGUCUUAAUCUCACUCCAUAGUAAGGAUGUUAUGUUCUUAUUAUCCUGAUUGAAUGUGUGAUGUAAAGAAACUUUAAGUAAUCAGCAUUGAAUUCCAUUAGCAUUUGCUACCAAGCAGAAAAAAA